This is a messenger RNA of Entrophospora sp. SA101, 1562 nucleotides long. NCBI's taxonomy places the organism in Eukaryota, Fungi, Glomeromycota, Glomeromycetes, Entrophosporales, Entrophosporaceae. The record is from the annotation of a GenBank genome assembly.
GUGUGAUUUAUGGUGACAUUGGAACAUCGCCUUUAUACACGAUCAAUACUAUUUUUACGAGUCCACCAAAUGAAAGUGAUGUUCUAGGUGCUGUGUCUUUAAUUAUUUGGUCAUUGACAAUUUUGCCUAUGAUAAAAUAUAUUUUUAUCAUCUUAAGAGCUGAUGAUAAUGGUAUGGGUGGUACAUUUGCUCUUUAUUCUUUAAUAUGCAGACAUUCUGGUUUAUCAGUUCGAGAAAACGAAAGAUCUGAUGAUUUAACUAUAAUGAAUUAUGAUUCAAAAUCGAUUCACAGCUUAAAAGAGAAGAAAAAUAUAAUUGCCAGAAGCAAGUUUGUUCAAGAUGCUUUGUUAAUAUUAGUGUUACUUGGCGCUUCAUUGAUUAUGAGUGACGGCUUGUUAACUCCAGCUAUUUCUGUAAUGUCUGCUGUAGAAGGAAUGUCUGUACCUGCUCCAAGUUUAACUAAUGCCAUUGUACCAUUAAGUUGCGCUAUUAUUGUGCUAUUAUUUAUAGGUCAAAAAUUUGGCACAAGUGUGAUUUAUGGUGACAUUGGAACAUCACCUUUAUACACAAUCAAUACUAUUUUUACGAGUCCACCAGCAGAUGAAAACGAUGUUCUAGGUGCUGUGUCUUUAAUUAUUUGGUCAUUGACAAUUUUGCCUAUGAUAAAAUAUAUUUUUAUCAUCUUAAGAGCUGAUGAUAAUGGUAUGGGUGGUACAUUUGCUCUUUAUUCUUUAAUAUGCAGACAUUCUGGUUUAUCAGUUCGAGAAAACGAAAGAUCUGAUGAUUUAACUAUAAUGAAUUAUGAUUCAAAAUCGAUUCACAGCUUAAAAGAGAAGAAAAAUAUAAUUGCCAGAAGCAAGUUUGUUCAAGAUGCUUUGUUAAUAUUAGUGUUACUUGGCGCUUCAUUGAUUAUGAGUGACGGCUUGUUAACUCCAGCUAUUUCUGUAAUGUCUGCUGUAGAAGGAAUGUCUGUACCUGCUCCAAGUUUAACUAAUGCCAUUGUACCAUUAAGUUGCGCUAUUAUUGUGCUAUUAUUUAUAGGUCAAAAAUUUGGCACAAGUAAAAUGGGAGCAUUGUUUGCGCCAAUUGUUUCACUUUGGUUCCUUUCUUUGGCAAUAAUUGGUGCUUGGAAUAUUGCACAAUAUCCCCAAGUUCUUAAAGCAUUUAAUCCACAAUAUGCAUUUGAAUAUUUUAUAAGAAAUGGUGAAAAAGGUUAUGAUAGCUUGGGUGGUGUUUUACUUGCAGUCACUGGUGUUGAAGCAUUGUAUGCUGAUUUAGGACAUUUUUCAAAAAAAUCAAUACAACUAUCAUUUCCAUUUUUCGUUUAUGUACCAUUAAUACUGGCUUAUUCAGGUCAAGCUGGAAGAUUAAUAUUAGAACCUAAACUUAUUGAUGGUCCUUUGUUUUGGUUGACUAUACCACAAAAUCAAGUAAUAUACUGGAUCGUAUUUGUAUUGGCAACUUUGGCAACUAUUAUUGCAUCUCAAGCAAUGAUUACUGCUACCUUUUCUUUAAUUCAUCAAGCAAUGCAAUUGGAUUGUUUUCCAAGAGUUAGGGUAUGA